This is a messenger RNA of Vanrija pseudolonga, 1888 nucleotides long. It is a transcript of the gene URA9, whose product is annotated as Dihydroorotate dehydrogenase (quinone), mitochondrial. Gene Ontology annotation, molecular function: dihydroorotate dehydrogenase activity. NCBI's taxonomy places the organism in Eukaryota, Fungi, Basidiomycota, Tremellomycetes, Trichosporonales, Trichosporonaceae. The transcript is spliced from 3 exons. The record is from RefSeq and is a predicted model, not a curated record. Gene Ontology annotation, biological process: 'de novo' pyrimidine nucleobase biosynthetic process; pyrimidine ribonucleotide biosynthetic process. Gene Ontology annotation, cellular component: mitochondrial inner membrane; cytoplasm. The coding region runs from base 59 to 1831 and encodes 590 amino acids.
AUUCUCGACCUUGACUCUUAUUGACCAUCUUGACCGCAAAAGAAAUCAACCACACACAAUGAUCAGGCGACUCCCAAGCUCCCUAUCACGGCCACUCGUUUCACCACUCGCCGCCACCACCUCGCGCCACGCAGCCGCAGCCGUCCGCUUCAACUCGUCCAUCGGCAAGCCAACACAUCCGCUGGGCCAGAACAGCGGCACGACGCACCCGCGGCGCUGGAUCGCGGGCUCGCUCGCCAUCGGCACUAGCGCGAUCCUCGUCGCGUACUACUAUGACUCGCGCUCCGUCGUGCACGAGCACGUCGUCAUGCCGCUCAUCCGCCGCCUGGUCCCCGACGCCGAGGACGGCCACAAGAUUGCCGUCAAGAUCCUCUCGCUGCCGUCGUGGGCAAGACCGCACGACACGGGCGUCGACGGCCCCGAGCUCGAGACCGAGCUCUUCGGCCUCCCCCUCUCCAACCCUGUGGGCGUGGCGGCUGGCUUUGACAAGGACGCCCAGGCCAUCGACGGCCUGUUCGACCUCGGAUUCGGCUACGUCGAGGUCGGCUCGGUCACCCCCGUCCCGCAGCCAGGUAACCCCAAGCCCCGGUUCUUCCGCCUCGAGGAGGACGACGCCGCAAUCAACCGAUACGGCUUCAACUCGCUCGGCCACGGGCACGCGCUCGCCCAGCUGCGCUCGAGGCUGGUCAGGUUCUCCCAAGAGCACCCCACGCUGUUCCCAAAUGCUACUGGUAACCCCCUGCCGCCUGACGGCCUCCCGCGCUCCCUCCGCCCAGGCCACAUCCUCGGCGUCAACCUCGGCAAGAACAAGACGUCGCCUGCGGACUCGAACGAGGGCUACGUCAAGGGCGUCCGCCUCCUUGGCCCCUACGCCGAUGUCAUUGUCAUCAACGUCUCGUCGCCCAACACGCCUGGCCUCCGUGCACUCCAGGGUGCCGAGGAGCUCGAGCGCCUCUUGUCUGAUGUCAAGGCUGAGCGCGAGAAGAUUGUCCAGAACGGUCUGCCCAAGAUCGCCGUCAAGGUCACCUGCGACUUGAGCGAGGAGGGCCUUGCCGACGUUGCCGCCGCCGUCAGGAAGACGGGCAUCGAUGGUGUCAUCAUCUCCAACACGACCCUUCGCCGCGAGGGCCUCCAGUCUGAGAACAAGGACCAGGUCGGCGGCCUCUCGGGCCGCCCGCUGUUCCCUUACGCCCUCGCGGCGCUCAAGACGCUCCGCCCCCUCCUCCCUCCCUCGGUGCCCAUCAUCGGCGCGGGCGGUAUCUGGACGGGCGAGGACGCGCUCGCCAUGGCGCGCGCCGGCGCGUCCACGGUGCAGGUGUACACGUCGUUCGGGUACCGCGGCGUCGGUACGCCCGCGCUCAUCAAGGACGAGGUCAGCCGGCUCCUCGUGCCGGCCGACGCUACGUGGCGCGAGCAGAUCGGUGCCGACUUCAAGGACACCCACCUGGGCUGGGACGAGUCGCGUGUCGCUGCUGAGAGCGCGCGCCUGCGCGCCGAGGCCGCCAGCCUCGCCGACGUCCUCCGCCAGGCGGCCGAGAAGGACAGCCUCGCCUCUCUCGUCGCUGAGACCGAGGCCGCCCUCGCGCGCUACAAUACUCCGUCCUCGCCCGCUGCUGCUGCUGCUGCUGCUCCCAAGGCCAUCGGCGCCGCCCCCGCGUCCACGCCAGCAGCAGCACCUACCGUCGGCCUGAUCACUGGCGUGCCAGAGGUGGCUGUUGUGCCCGCAAGCGACGCACCUCUUCCCAUCGAGGCGCCCGCCCCCGUCCCCGAGCCUACACGGCAGGACGCGUGGGCCGACGAGGUCCGCUCGGGGCCUCGCAGGCUAGUGUAAACCGGCGAUGAUGACAUUAGACUACAUAUUGCAUGCAUCAGGUCUUUUGAGGUCUAA